GUAGCUCUAUUAAUAGCUAAAAAGCACUUGUUAUAAGAAAGAGCAGCUGCCUCUAAGCUUCUCCUAUCAAGGAUUUGGUCAAAUUUGCUCCAGAAUUCUUAAUACAGGUUUGUUUGUCUCCAACCAACCAAAAUGGCGGCCGGAAUUUAUUUCAUCCUAAACCACGCCUUACAACCGUAAAAAUUUCUGAUAAUCUUCCUACGCAUUCAAUUCUCGCCUAGGGUGGUCUAUUAGGCCAGCAUUAUUCUGGAAUUGAAGUGCUACCUAUUAUUCCCAAAAUUAUUCCGGAAUAAUCGGGACACCCCUAGUUGUAACUACCUGUGCUUUUUGUGCAGCUCUUAAAAUGGGAUCCUAUGCUGUGUUGCUCUCCUUCGCUUUGCUCUUUAUAUGCCAGUUCCAAACAGUUUAUCUAGUAUCAUUAAGGAAGAUGACCCUGGAUCUCAGCAGGUCUACACCUGAAGUUGCUAAAAGCCUUUCAUGUGAUGCUUGCUCAGAGAUGGUGGAUGCUGUCAGGAAACUGGCUGAGCUACAAGCCAGUGAAUCAUUGAUAGAAGAAGUAUUAAUAGUGUACUGCAAAAAAUUUAAUCUAGCUGAUGAUCGAAUAUGUAAAAUGAUCAUACCAGAGUUCAAGGACGAAGUGCUGUAUGUGUUUGAUCAUACUGCACUCUCUACUCGGGAAAUAUGUGGCACUAUUCUCAAUAAUAAAUGUGGUACAAUAUAUGAUCCUCUUAAUCAACAAUGGAAUGUUACUAUUCCUGGUGGUAAACCUCCCAUUAAACCAUAUCAACCACCAAAAGUAAACAUUACUAACAAAAUUCUUCAUAUUUCUGAUAUUCAUUGGGAUCCUCAGUAUACUCCUGGCCUUCAAGCUCAAUGUGAUGAACCAUUGUGCUGUAGACCACCAAUACCUAAAGGGGAAUCAAAUAAUUCUGCUGGUUUUUGGGGUGAUCCGCGACAGUGUGAUUUACCAAUGCAAACACUUCUAAAUCUAAUAGAAUAUCUUAAUGAUACUCAAGAUCAGUUUGACUGGAUAUACCUUACUGGAGAUUUGCCACCACAUAACAUUUGGAAUCAGACUCAAGAUGAUCAGAUUUAUAUAUUUAAUAAAAUUAUUAAUUUGUUCUAUGAGUAUUUACCAAACAAGCCACUAUUCUUUUCAGUUGGUAAUCAUGAAAGUGCACCUGUUAAUAGUUUCCCUCCUGCUUCUAUCACUGAGUAUUCAAUGUCAUGGCUAUAUGAUGAUGCUGCUGAGCUGCUUCAGAAAUGGCUAACCACAACAGAUGCUAUUAAUACAUUUAAAAGCGGUGGAUUCUAUUCAAUUGACUUCAAUGGAUUAAGAAUUAUUUCUUUGCAGACUAACUAUUAUAAUAAUCAAAAUUGGUGGUUGCUAAUCAACAGCACUGAUCCUGAUGGAAUGUUACAUUGGUUUAUUGAGAAGUUGCUUGAUGCUGAAGCAAAAGGAAUGAAGGUUCAUGUACUGGGUCAUAUUCCUCCAGGUAGUGAUUCUUGGGGUCAGAACUAUAAAAAAAUCGUGUCAAGAUUUGAGAACACUAUUGCUGGGCAAUUCUUUGGUCACACUCACAAUGACACCUUCACUGUUUUAAUGGAUUUUGAAACCAGUUCUACUCCAAGGCCAUAUGGUGUAUGGUAUAAUGGCCCUAGUGUAACCACUUUUAAGUGUCAGAAUGCAGGAUAUAGAGUUUAUACUGUUGAUGGUAAUUACAAUGAGUCGUCUAGACAAGUACUGGAUCAUGAUACAUACAUACUAAACAUUACUGAUGCUAAUCUUACUAAUAAACCAAAAUGGAUCCAUGAAUACUCAGCUAAAGAUGCAUACAAUAUGACUAAUCUAACACCUGAUAGUUGGUUAUCUUUACUGAAGGAGUUUUUAACUAAUAAUGAUCUCUUCUUGAAAUAUUAUCAUUACAUUUUUAAGUCAUUUGAGUUGGACAUGGAAUCACAAUAUUCGACCUCCAUUUGCUCAAAUGCCCUAAAUAAAAACUUGACAAUCUGUUCUUGUUUAACAACAUUUAGCAAUAUCUCUGCAUGCAGUGCUCUUGAUUCUGAUAGUGAUCUAAAUAUUACAAGAGAACAAAUGAUAAACUUUUAUGCUACAGCUCAUCAACACUGCUGAUUAGAAUUUUACUGAUAAACUUUUAUGCUACAGCUAAUCAACACUGCUGAUUAGAAUUUCAGAAUAUAAUUUCCUGUGUGCCAGUGUGUGGGCGUAUUAUACAUAUUAUA
Molecule: messenger RNA, 2244 nt
Organism: Amphimedon queenslandica
Lineage: Eukaryota; Metazoa; Porifera; Demospongiae; Haplosclerida; Niphatidae
Product: sphingomyelin phosphodiesterase-like
Exons: 12
Coding region: 344-2134 (596 amino acids)
Biological process (GO): ceramide biosynthetic process; sphingomyelin catabolic process
Cellular component (GO): lysosome
Molecular function (GO): acid sphingomyelin phosphodiesterase activity
Source: RefSeq, a predicted model, not a curated record